Molecule: messenger RNA, 3297 nt
Organism: Anoplopoma fimbria (sablefish)
Lineage: Eukaryota; Metazoa; Chordata; Actinopteri; Perciformes; Anoplopomatidae
Gene: capn5a
Product: calpain 5a
Biological process (GO): proteolysis
Cellular component (GO): cytoplasm
Molecular function (GO): calcium-dependent cysteine-type endopeptidase activity
Source: RefSeq, a predicted model, not a curated record
UCGAGUCGGUCCGGUUUGUCCUUGCCGCACCUGAAGGCAUCACAGAGUCUGACUCCAGCCUUCAGAUGACUGAAGGCGGGUCGGAGCUCCUCCCGUGUGAGAGGUUUUACUUUGACGGUUGUAAAGCAACUUCACUGCGUCUGCAAAGCUCCGCACAUCACCGACUUGACGACAGAGAGAGGGAAUAAAAAAAGAAAACACCGGAUCCUCCCGGGACAAGUGGAGGAGAGAAUUGCAGCGUGGGCCACCCGGGGAGCUGACAUUUAACCAAACAUUUCCCAGGGUGAUGGUGUCUCCGUACGAGGGCCAGUCUUUCUCUGCACUGAGGAGGCAGUGUCGGCAGAAUGGACGUCUGUUUGAAGACCCUCUGUUCCCCACAUCUGACCAGUCUCUGUUCUACCAGAGCAACCGCAUCGGCAGCGUCACAUGGAAAAGGCCCAAGGAGUUAUGCAGCAACCCCCAUCUGUUUGUGGACGGCAUCAGUGCCCAUGACCUGCACCAGGGCCAGCUGGGAAACUGCUGGUUUGUGGCCGCCUGCUCCAGUCUGGCCUCCAGAGAGGCACUAUGGCAGAAGGUGAUCCCGGACUGGAAGGACCAGGAGUGGGAUGAGGAGAAACCGGAGUCCUACGCCGGGAUCUUCCACUUCCGGUUCUGGCGGUUUGGUAAGUGGGUGGACGUGGUGAUCGACGACCGCCUGCCCACGGUGAACGGAGAGCUGGUGUACUGCCACUCCAACGACAGCAACGAGUUCUGGAGCGCGCUGGUGGAGAAGGCCUACGCCAAGAUGUGCGGAUGUUACGAGGGGCUCGACGGGGGCAACACGGCCGACGCUCUCGUGGACUUCACUGGUGGCGUGUCAGAGCCGAUGGACUUGAUGGAGAACAGCUUCAAAGACGAUGAAGAGAAACGCAACGAGCUGUUCGAGAGAGUCCUGAAGGUCCAUGACAGAGGGGGCCUCAUCAGCUGCUCCAUCCGGGCCACCACUGCGGCUGACAUGGAGGCCAGACUGUCCUGCGGACUGGUGAAGGGCCAUGCCUACGCGGUGACAGACGUCCGCAGGGUGAGGCUGGGCCACGGCCUGCUGGCCUACUUCCGGUCGGACAAACUCGACAUGAUCCGCAUGAGAAACCCCUGGGGGCAGAAAGAGUGGAACGGGGCCUGGAGCGACAGCUCUGAAGAGUGGCAGAAGGUCAGUAAGAGUGAAAGGGAGAAGAUCGGAGUCACUGUUCAGGAUGAUGGAGAGUUCUGGAUGACGUUUGACGACUUCAUCGCCAACUUCACGGACCUCAUCCUGUGUCGCCUUAUCAACACAUCCUACCUGAGCUUCCACAAGACCUGGGAGGAGGCCGUGAUACGGGGCUCCUGGCAGCGCCACGACGACCCGCUUCUCAACCGAGGGGGCUGCACCAAUAACAAGCACUCCUUCCUCCAGAACCCGCAGUACGUGUUUGACGUGAAGAAGCCGGAGGACGAGGUUCUGAUCUGUCUGCAGCAGAAAGACCGCAGAGCCACGUUGAGAGAGGGACGAGGAGAAAACCUGGCUAUUGGCUUCGACAUACACAGGGUGGAGCUCAACAGGACUUACCGUAUGCACGUCACCCAGCAGAAGGUCGGCGGGAGCGUCUAUAUCAACUCAAGGUCUGUGUUCAGACGCAUCGAGCUGACCGAGGGGAGGUACGUCAUCAUACCCACGACCUUUGACCCUGGCCUUGAGGGAGACUCCCUGCUCCGCAUCUUUACCGACGUUCCGUCCGACUGCAAGGAGUUGACUCUACAUGAGCCUCCACAGACCUGCUGGUCCGGGUUGUGUGGUUAUCCCUCUCUGGUCACUCAGGUCCACAUACUGAAUGCCAAUGGACUGGCAGGACAAGACUCGGAUGGAGUGUCGGACCCCUACGUGAUAAUUUGCUGUGAAGGAGAGAAGGUCCGCUCACCUGUCCAUAAAAACACACGCAGCCCCAACUUUGACACCAAGGGACUCUUCUACAGGAAGAAAGCCAACCAGCCAAUCAGAAUUGAGAUCUACAACCACAACGCGUUGAUGGACUCCUUCCUGGGUCAGGUGACACUGCCGGCUGAGCAGGGCGAAUUCCAGCAGACGCUCCACCUGAGGGACAAGGGCGAUCGUCGUGACAACGACCUGCCGGGAACCCUCACUGUCGCCAUAGUGACCAGCUCGGUGCUCACCAACAUAUAAGGCACGCCACAAAAAAAAGCUAAAGUUUUCCAAAAAACGGGUUUACCACCCUGUAAGGGUUAAAUAUUUGCCACUGAUAGAGGGUUUACAUUUUAGAAGUUUACUUUAUAGAAGAUUACACAUCCAGCAGGAGGUCUGGGGAGAUCAAACCUGAUGCCUGUAAAUGUUGGUUUACAGAAUGAUUUACAGUACGUGUAUUAGAUGAAUCUGAUUAUCCUUAAAGGAUUUUUAGCUAGCUUAUAUAUACGUCUAUAUGCACAAAAUAUUCAGUUUUAUGUUUUAGGCGGAGCUAGUGCUGCUAGCUUCUUUCAUUGGAAAAGAGUUGGCAACAGUGGGCUGGGUGUUUUAGGUUGGGUCAUUCUUUUUAAAUCUAGCGUAGUCUGAUAGCUUCUCUAGACUACCAACCCUGCCUUUAAAGGGAGGUGUGUUUAUCCGUCCGACCAGAGAUGUGGGCUUUACUUCUGGGCUAUCCUCUCUGCCCAGCCUUGUGAACUAUUGGCCACUUGGUUUGUGUUUACGGCACAGAGCUGGCCGUAAACAAACAAGAGGACGUGUGUCGCAACAAAAACCCAAAUUUGAGGCGCAUAUACCAAAUGUGCUGUACAUAUAUAAAGAAUGCUUCUAAAAAAAAACUUUAAUAUCAAUAAAACACAUGUCUUAAUCAGAAAAUGAUCCAUAUAUAUAUUUAUCCAAACGGAAUAUGUUGUUUACAUGACCUGACGAUUUUAGUCAUGUUCAUAAUAAUAGUGGGAUAUUAGUGUGCAUGUAAACAUAGUCAGUGUUUACAGUUCUUCAUGAUUUGUCUAUCGACCACUAUUUAAUGUCAUUUUUAUUCCAGUGUUUAGUCUUAUUCUAUUUUACAUUUGAUUUGAAUUUACUCUUUUUUUAAAUCCUAUUCAUGUGUCUUUUUAUAUGGGCUUCUUUUAUAUAUUGUCUCCUGUACACCACUUUGCCUUGUUGAGAGGUUCUACACAAAUAAACGUGCAUUACAUAGUAGUAUAACACCAUUCAAACACAGCCAGCUAUUGGCAAAAAAAUCAGCCAUUGUGAUAUUAGCUAGCAUUAGCAUUUUGUUAUGUUUGCCGUCAAACUUUUCAGGU